GUGUUCUCUGAUCUGCUUCUAUGAUAUAUCUGAGAUUAUCUGUUGAAAAUGUACUUUUAUCAAUAGAUUUAUUCUAACAAGAGUGUUAUUUUUCAUAAAAUUACAAUGAGUAAUUUUCCUUAUAAUAUACUGUAGAAUAUACAGAACAUACAGUACAGGUCAGCCUGAAUAUGUAAAUAUGUAAAUGAUCAUACCUUACUCAUAUGCCUGUGGCCUUGUGCCAUUAGAGAAGCUGCUGUAAAUGUCAGCUAGUUUGUUCAGGGUGAUUGCAGUUUCAUGAGGAACAUCAGUCUCUCUGACAGCAGUUUACUAAGCCCACUUCCUGUAUAUACCUGCUGUGAUAAGAGGAACAUUGUCAGAGGGAUGGGGCUCGCCCUCCCAAGCAGGUGGCCAGAUGACAGUGCCCAUUUAUUACUCAAACCCUGUCAGUUUACCUAUGUGAACUAAUCUGAGACUCUGAGAAAACAUGAAUGAGGUACUCUAUCAGUUGUGAGGUCUGACUCUCUGCUGGAUUGUGUGGUUUUUCAUUGGAACAUGUGACGUAGCUGUACAUUUCUCGACAUAACAGAGAAACUAUUUACUUACUGUAAUCCUUUGGCUUCAGUUAUUCGUCUCAGAUGUCAUGGCAGACCAGGACGAUUCAUUGCGAGCCAUGCAGAACUGCUUCCGCAGUCAGUUUAGUGUGGAGGAGGUUGAGUGUGAGGACAUUGAAGCAAGCAGGAGAACAUCAUCGGUUGAUGAAGAUAGUAUCGAUCUUGCCUGCACACUGUCACGAUCAAACGACCUCGGAGACUCUGAUCUUCACCACACUCCUGUUAUCAAGAUGGGCUGGCUGGACAAGACCCCACCUCAGGGGUAAGAGAGAGAGGAGCCUUAUUUUCCAGAAGCGUUGGGUGAUGUUGGAUGCAAAAUACCUGCGAUACUUUCAAAAUGAGAAGGAGGUCUACUCAAAGCGGAUCAUAGCCAUACUGUCUGUCACUGAAGUGCUUAACGUUGGAGAGCAGAAGUUUGAGGUGGUGACAAGGAACAGGACUUUCUUGUUCCGUGCUGAAAACAACACUGUCAGGGAGGAAUGGGUGUCAGUACUGAAAGAAACUAUUCAGCAGCGUCGUAGCAGCAUGGAGAUGUCCCUUAUGAACUUCAGUUUUACUAGUGGACAGCGUGAUAGUGGAGUCUCUCUCAUUAGUAAACAAGGAUACCUGGAGAUGAAUGGACUGCGCUCCAAGGUCUAUGUAGUCAUCUGUGCAGACAGGGUCUUCCUCUACGGGAACGCUGAGGAGCACAGCCAGGGUGUUGGCAUCACCUACAUUGAGAUGAAUGUGGGUACUGUGAAGAGCACAGACAAACGGUCCUUCAACCUCACCACCUUCUACAGAACAUUCAGUUUCCUGGCCGAGUCGGCGCAGCAGAGGGAUCAGUGGGUGGAGGCCCUGCAGGACUGUGUCAGUCGCUCUCUGUCCAGCGAUGUGGUGGCCCAGAAGAUCUGGGCUGUGGAGGCCAACCAGCGCUGUGCAGACUGUGGCGCCCCCCAUCCAGACUGGGCAUCUGUCAACCUCUGUGUGGUCCUUUGCAAGUGCUGUGCAGGCGUGCACAGGGGUCUGGGCCAGAGUGUGUCCAAAGUUCGCAGUCUGAGAAUGGAUGAAAAGGUGUGGACUGAUAACCUUAUUCAGGUGUUCCUGUUAGGUAACAACAGGGUAAACCUGUUCUGGGCAGCUAACAUGCCACCAAGCGAGGCGCUCCACCCAUCAAGUGAUAGUGAGAAGCGCCAGCGCUUUGUCUCUGCUAAGUACUGCCAGGGGAAAUACCGUCGCUACCAUGCUCUGUUUGGCCAACAGGAGGCCCUCAACAAAGCUCUGUGCAGUACCGUUCAGACGGAUGAUGUAUUGGAGACUCUGUCUCUGGUGUUCUGUGGAGCAGAUGUGAACUGUUAUACAGGUGAUCCAGAGCUGCCCAGCCCUGUGUCCGUGGCCCAACACUAUGGACAGAUACUACAGGUGGAGUUCUUAACUCACAACCACAACACAGAUCUGCCAGGGUCUAGGGCUGGAGAUCACACACUCCUAGAGGCUGCUCUCCCCGUCUCACACACUGGUUAUCUCUUCAAGACCGCUUCCUCAAUACGGCCAGUAACAGAGUGCAAAGCAAAAGGAGAUUUUAGCCGUCGAUGGUGCUCUCUGAACCAAGGUAACUUCAGCUACUAUGAGAGUGAGAAGAGCUCCAGUCAGAGCGGCGGGUUGAAGAUGAGUGAUGUCCUGUGUCUGUUGGUCAAUCCCCCAGGGAAACAUGGUUAUGCCCAUUCCUUUGAGCUGUACCAUGACUCUGGGAGAGUCUAUCUAUUUGGAGAAGACUCCUCUGACAAAGUGAAAGGGUGGAUCAAGGCCAUCGCCAAGGCGCUGGUCCCCUCUGCAGCAGAGGACCUGGUGUGCUGGCCCUUUGAGAGGGUGGGCCGGUUGCGCUACACUGAGGGCCAGAGCCACCAUAGCCCCCUCCUGGGCUGGUUCUCCCUGGGGGGCUCCAGACUGCUCCUACUCCUCCACGGAGCAGAUCGAGUGGAGAACAUCGACCUGCGCAAAAUAAAGGAGCUCUCCAUGGAGCAGGAGGCUGGUGCUGUGGUGCUGGUGGACGGAGGCAGAAGCCUGCGUGUGGAGGGGGACAGGAGGCCUGACUUCCAGGGCUGGCUGAGUGGGCUCCAACAGGGCUCAGGGAGAGGAGACGGCUCCCUGGACCAGCAGCAGCUCACUGACACAGACGUCCCUGUCAUCGUGGACCGCUGCAUGAGCUACAUCACACAGCAUGGUUUGAAGUCAGAGGGCAUCUAUCGGAGGUGUGGUGUGAACUCCAAGAUCGCCGCCCUGCUGUUCUUUCUCCGCCAUGAUGCCCGGCAGGUCCGUCUGAGUGAAGAGGAGCGCCAGGUGGAUGACGUGGCAAACGUCCUGAAGAGGUUCCUCAGGGAAGUGGGAGAGGGGGUUUUCAAUGGCCAUCAGGCCUCUCUGCCAUGGCUCCACACCACUACUAUCAGUGAGAUGAGUGAGAGAGUGUCCCAGUACCAGGCCCUCCUCCACAGCCUCCCCCGAGUCAACAGAGCCACUCUGGGGGCUGUCAUCAACCACCUCUACUGCGUCCAGUGCUUUGCAGAUGAGAAUCAGAUGAACAUGCACAACCUGGCCAUUGUGUUUGGUCCCACGCUCUUCCAGAUGGACGGCACUGAUAACAGCGCAGGACAGGUGGUAGAGGAUCUCAUCCAGAACUACCAGGACAUCUUCAAUGUGGAUGCAGAGCAGUUUCAGAGGCAGCUGGACAUGAUCUCGCAUGUCAUCAAAGCACAGAAGGAACACACAAAGGAGGGAAGCCCAUCACCUCUCACCAUCUGUGGGGUUUACCUGGAGAGGAAGGAGGAGGGCUCUGAGCUGCUGGUUCAGAUCUCCCAGGAAGUGAGUGCUGAGGAGCUGGUAUGUAAGGUCCUGAGACGCAGGAACAUCCCUCCACAGCAGGGGGACUACUGGAGCUGCUUCCUGGUCGACGACAACCAGGAGAUAGAGCGUCCAUUGCACUAUCAGGAGCGAGCGCUGACUAUCUAUUUCUCUCUGGGUAAAGACUGUCAUCUGGUGGUCAAGAAGAACUGCUACAUGGAGGCCAUUCUUACCUACAUAGCAGGCAGGGUAGAUGUGUCCCGAAACGGCCUGAUCAAGUUCUGUGAAGAGAAAGGUCAAAGGGGUAAGGGAACCUUCAGCAGACGCCUCUGUGUGCUCAGUGGCUUGUCUCUAAGGCUGUACAAAGAAGUGAAGAGUUCUCAGCCUGAGAGGGAGUGUCCAGUCCAUGCUCUGAAGGUCUACUGUGGUAUCAAGAGGAAGUUACAGCCACCGUCAUGCUGGGGGAUGACUGUACUGUGUGAGAAGGCAGUACGAGACAUACAGCAAUGGUACCUGUGCUGUGAAUCAAAGAACGAGCUGAUCGAGUGGCUGGCCACUUUUAUGAGGCUCCAGCAUGAUGGUGAUCUGUGGCCAGCAGCUUCCAGGCUAGAUUCCUGAUCUGAGGCUGAAGGGGAAAUAACCUGAUCCUGCUUUCCCAUCCCAUCUACUACUAGAGAUGUUUUCAAGUCUUCAGGUCUUUUCUGGAAAGAAAUGCGCUUUCACUGUAAAUCAAUAACCUCAAAGUA
Messenger RNA from Salvelinus sp. IW2-2015, 4156 nucleotides. RefSeq names its product arf-GAP with Rho-GAP domain, ANK repeat and PH domain-containing protein 1. Gene Ontology annotation, cellular component: cytoplasm. Gene Ontology annotation, biological process: signal transduction; positive regulation of GTPase activity; regulation of cell shape. The record is from RefSeq and is a predicted model, not a curated record. NCBI's taxonomy places the organism in Eukaryota, Metazoa, Chordata, Actinopteri, Salmoniformes, Salmonidae. Gene Ontology annotation, molecular function: phosphatidylinositol-3,4,5-trisphosphate binding; GTPase activator activity.